This is a messenger RNA of Cladophialophora bantiana CBS 173.52, 525 nucleotides long. RefSeq lists its product as uncharacterized. The record is from RefSeq and is a predicted model, not a curated record. The coding region runs from base 1 to 525 and encodes 174 amino acids. The transcript has a single exon. NCBI's taxonomy places the organism in Eukaryota, Fungi, Ascomycota, Eurotiomycetes, Chaetothyriales, Herpotrichiellaceae.
AUGUCAGAUGGCAGUGCAGCCGAAAGUAUCGAGGCGUGUCGACGCCGUCGACGCGCGGCUGGUCAGAGCGGAGGUCAAUUCGAGAUGGUUCGAUAUAGCGGCGCAAUCAGUUAUCGCUAUGUCUGGUCAGACAAAGAGAAACACUUCGUUGAUCAACUCGGGGCCUGGACGUGCGCCGAAUCCACCGAAGAUUUGGUUGUGACCGAGUCGGAGAAGACACCCAUACAAGAUUCCCAGGCCGAGAUAAUGAGAGAUAAGCUGGACGAGGAAGGUGUCGUAGCCAAUGUGUCGAACACUGGAACAAAGACGGCACAUGAAGAUGUUGGUUGCAUGGAGAUCAUGGCUUCUGGAAAAGCGAACGGAAACGAGCGAAGAGCUUUCGGAAGGCUGAAUAUACGCAUUUCUGGCUGGCUGCAGAGCGAAAAGGACGAUUGCAAAGAAGAUGCAGAUCAAAGACCCGCCCUAGAAUUUCCAAGCACCAGGUGUUGUUUUUGGAUUCGCAGAGUCCUGCCAAAGAGCAAUUAG